Molecule: messenger RNA, 938 nt
Organism: Drosophila obscura
Lineage: Eukaryota; Metazoa; Arthropoda; Insecta; Diptera; Drosophilidae
Product: GTP-binding nuclear protein ran-1-like
Exons: 2
Coding region: 74-871 (265 amino acids)
Biological process (GO): protein import into nucleus; ribosomal subunit export from nucleus
Cellular component (GO): cytoplasm; nucleus
Molecular function (GO): GTP binding; GTPase activity
Source: RefSeq, a predicted model, not a curated record
UCACUUUGCUCUCUCCUCCCAAAAAGUAUACUUUGUACAAUAAAUUCUAUUGCUAUUAAAACUGCUUUCAACCAUGUACUACAUGGAUAAUUUGCCCACUUACAAGCUGGUCGUUGUGGGCGAUUGUAAAACGGGCAAGACCUCAUUGAUAAAUCGACUCCUCACAGGCCGUUUCAAUGCGAAUUCCUACUAUUGGCCGACAAUAAUGCACACUGAACAGGAUCUCGUGUUCCAGACCAAACGUGGACCCGUUCGCUUCAAUGUUUUUGACACCACCGGUGAGCACAAGCAUCCCGUACUGGGCCGCAUGUACCAUAGAGGCAGUGACUGUGCCAUCAUUAUGUGCGAUCUGACCGACGAGGAGACCUGUGACAAUGUGGUCCUGUGGAACACCCAACUGUGGAACGAUUGCGGCCGCAUUCCCACUGUCAUUUGUGGCAACAAGGCGGGCGACCCCAACCGCACCGUUUUCAAAUUUGAUCCAACAAUCCGCAAGUCGAAUAUGCAGUACUUUGACAUCUCGGUUAGCAGCAACUACUGCUGCUCGGAGCCCUUCAUUCAUCUUUACUAUCAGCUGAUGGGCGAGCGUUUCCAUUUUGUUACUUUGUUGCCGCCAAACGGGCUUGCAGCCAUUCAGGAGGCGGACGAGCCCCAACAGAAAGACGAUCGCGAUUGCGAUUGCGAUAACGAGACGCAUAAGAAAGAAAAAGAUGAUCUUGACAAGAAGAAUGCUAUCAUAGAGAAAGUUAAGAAGUUUCUUAAGGAGAAGAACUGCGCCCUCGGGAUGGACAAAGCCCACUGCGAGGAGGACAACGAGACACUGAAGAAAGACAGCGACGAUCUUGAGGAGCAGAUCGUAAACAAUGAAUAAGUUUCAAUUUGAUUGUUUUCCCAAAAUUGUUUUAGUUUCUGUGCAAAAAGAAAAAGUUUAUUGACUA